Messenger RNA from Miniopterus natalensis, 2423 nucleotides. RefSeq names its product dynein axonemal light chain 1 (gene DNAL1). Gene Ontology annotation, cellular component: cytoplasm. Gene Ontology annotation, biological process: outer dynein arm assembly. The record is from RefSeq and is a predicted model, not a curated record. Lineage: Eukaryota; Metazoa; Chordata; Mammalia; Chiroptera; Miniopteridae. Gene Ontology annotation, molecular function: alpha-tubulin binding; dynein heavy chain binding.
UAGCAACCAGAGCAGUGACGGUAGCAACCGCCGGAAUGGCAAAGGCAACAACAAUCAAAGAAGCCCUAGCUAGAUGGGAAGAGAAAACCAGCCAGAAGUCAUCUGAAGCCAAAGAGGUAAAGCUUUAUGCCCAGAUUCCUCCCAUAGAGAAGAUGGAUGCAUCCUUGUCCAUGCUUGCCAACUGCGAGAAGCUUUCACUGUCUACAAACUGCAUUGAAAAAAUUGCCAACCUGAAUGGCUUAAAAAAUUUGAGGAUAUUGUCUUUAGGAAGAAACAACAUAAAGAACUUAAAUGGACUGGAAGCAGUAGGGGACACAUUAGAAGAACUGUGGAUCUCCUACAAUUUUAUUGAGAAGUUGAAAGGGAUCCAUGUAAUGAAGAAAUUGAAGAUUCUCUACAUGUCUAAUAACCUGGUGAAAGACUGGGCUGAAUUUGUGAAGCUGGCAGAACUGCCAUGCCUGGAAGACCUGGUGUUCGUAGGCAAUCCCUUGGAAGAGAAGCACUCUGCUGAGGGGAACUGGAUUGAAGAGGCAAGCAAGAGAGUGCCCAAACUGAAAAAGCUGGAUGGCACCCCGGUGAUUAAAGAAGACGAGGAAGAGGAGAACUAGGCCCUGCUUCCGCUCACGUGUCUCAGUGUCAUCAGAACAGUAGAUACGUUUUGUAUAAUUGUCUAUUUUAAAGAUGCUAUGUGGGGGGAAGGUUCUUAAGAUAAAACAAAUCUCUGAUUUCUGUUUUUUCCCUUAACCUAUACAGUGUUUCUCCCCCAAAUGGUAACACCAACUUUAUAUAUUGUAGUCCUCUUUUUAGAAACUACAAAUUUUCAGUUUUUGUUGUCAGUCUCCAUCUACUGAAAUCUUUAUAGACCGAACAAUCAUUUUUAAGAAAAGAACAAAUGUGGUUCUUCAUUUUUUUUAGGUCAAGCAGUUAAAUAUAUAUACUUAACUUUUGAAUCUGUAGAUCAUCUUUCCUGAAGGUCUGCCUCCUUAUGACUCAGAAGCACAAGUGUCAUGCCUUUGGUUCCGAAGGCAGCGUGAUGACAGGAGGUUCCUCUUAGAAAUGCAGCAGCCAUAGAAGCAAGACUCCGAAGUCAGAGUGAAAAAGCUGUGGUGAAAAAACGAAAAAUUAAUAUCUUGGAGGCCUUAGAGCCCAUGUUAUGUUUACUUAUUUGUUUUUCAAAAAAUGUGUACAUUGUCAACUGGAAUUUAGGUUGUGUGUACAUGUGUGGCCACUUGAGUCCCUGCGCAGGGCCAGUCAGUCAUUCUGUGACCCAGGUCAGUGGUUAAAGUGACUGGCGUGGCUAUUCCUUUGACCAGCACUGUGGCCUUGUUACCCAUGUGGACCUGACGUUAGGCACACUUUUGGUUUUAUAGCUUUGUAUGUGAUAUAAGGAAAUAUAGAUAAGCAGUAGUUAUAUUUGAAUUCCUAACCUAAAUCUUGGCCAUUCAUAUAUGCCAAAAUUUGCCCUAAUAACUUUGGACUGUUGACUGUUAUGUUGGGGGAAGUGAUUGUUCUAAGGGUAGAGAACCCAAAGACUGGAUCUGGUACCUUUCAAUAAAUUAAAUUUAGUAUUUCAAAAUAUAUUUUAGAAAAGUUUUAAGUUAAACAGCUCUUGAAAUGAAUUAUGUAAGUGGUUAUGGAGGGAAAAGAGAUGUUUCAUUAUGGGAUCCCAGGCAAAUGGCAAUAUUUUUGAAGAUUGCUUUCUCUGUAAAGCAUUGUAGGUGAUUUACCCUCAGAAUUGCAAAGCAAUAGUUGGAUGCAGAGCUUAGAAUUUAUCAUAUAAGAAAAAAAUUCUUUUUGGAAAAUGCAAGAUAUGGUAGUCAGUAACCAGAUGGAGUCCAUAGCAGGCCAGGACCAAAUCACUGAUAGAUUGCAGUAAGGAAGUCACAGGCCCUCCACCAAAUUGUGCCUGAAGUCCCUCAACCAGAGACUAUUGAUUUCAUUUCCCCAUUUACUUGUGUAAAAUCAGUCAGAGAGGGAGGACUCAUUUUAAAAAAGUGAUCACAUAAAUAGUCCUGGGUUUCAGAAGUUUUCAGCUGUCAUUUACAUAGGAAUUACAUGAUUUUUCAGUCACGCUGAUCAAAAGGGACCACUGCUUCGACAAUCAGUUCUAAAAAGGAGAAAUUCACCCAACACUUUUUAGCUUCCUUUUAGUUCUUCCUCAUAGCCUGAUAGGAAGAAGGCUUGACUCUGACUGCUUAUAUAUUCAAAGCCUUUGGGUACCUCUUUUGUGAGCCAUAGGCAGUGACCAUUCCUCGGUGAUUUUAAGACCCAGAAGCUAAGAGGGAAGAUGAUUUUCUUAUAGUAUGAACUUCAUCCAGUAGGCAAGCUUGAAGCCAUAUUGCUAUAUAUGGGUGUAUUUUCUAAAAGUUACUCUGGAAGUAAAUGUAACAGGGAAUGGACAACUUCAUGAUGAUUUUUUUUUU